AUGGCCCUCAUGGCCCAGGGUGACAAGGCGGCUUUAGAUAAAUUUUUAGAAUUUUUCAUCAGAACACACAAAGAAUAUUUAGAUUUAGAAUUUAAAUAUUUAAACCAAGGAUUUUGUGAAGAAGGACCUCAUCUGACGUUACUACCUGAGAGAAUACUGGAAGUUAUAGGAAAUUAUUUAUUAAAAUCUACUGAUGAGUUUAUUAAUAGUUUUGAUAUUGAUUCCCUCAGCUUCGUAGAAUCUCUGGUUAAAUGUCUUAUUAUUAUCUGUAGGAACUAUGAUAAUGUUCCGUUGGUGGCCUCAUGUGAUUUUGUUGCUCAUACUGUUUUGAUAUCUUCAUCUACCAUUGAUAAGAUUUGUAAAGAACCAGGAGAAGAAAAAUACCCACAGCCUAAAUUGUUAUCUUUUAUUCAACAUGUUACACAUUUUUUAGAGUGCCUUUACGACCCCUAUUUUGUUUGGAGGAAAAGAUUGAAAAGGUGGAAAAUAGACAAAUCUCAAUUUGAAUAUAAACCAGCUUUUCUACAUAAUGAAGUUGUUCCAUUUUUUCAUGAAUGUUUCCAAAAAGAAAACCUGCCAACCACCAUUCAGAUUCAAGUUUUACAUUUAUUUGGUGCCAUAAUAUCAGGGGUCCUACAUAAUGCCUUAAAAGCGAUAACUCCUGCCACAUUAGAUGUUUUAUUGACUGUGUUAUCCAGUGAAAGAGUGGGAGAAGCUGAUUCUAACCAGGAUUUUAUUAGACUAAAGGAUCUAGUCUUGAAAUGUAUUGUAAGAUUGGUGCAUGUUAUACACUGUUGUAGUCCUGAUCAGCGUCAGAUAGAAGUGAGUGAAGUUAUGGAAGGGUAUAUGAAUGUUUUACAGAAUAUACAAUCACACCUCCCUAAUGAUAGUCAACUUCAACUUACAAUGAUCUCAACUGUAAAUGAAAUGUUAGGUUGUAAUGAUAGAGAUACACUACAGGUUCUACUCGUUAAUGAUGGAACUUUUCAUUCCUUUAUAUCAUUAUUACAUCAAACUACUUUAACUGGUAAAAGUGCUCAACAUUUAGCUAUAUCUGUGAUUCAAGUUUUACAAACUAUUUUAUAUGGUUCUCAGCAGGCCAAGAGUGGUGUGGAUUAUAUCAAAUUUCUAGAAGCCUUAAAAAGUUUGGGUGAACCAUCACAAGAAUUACUGUGUUCUCUGUUAAAUUUGGUUGUAGAAGAUUGUUAUGUAGAAAAAGACAAAUUUAUCGUGCAUAAUACCCAAGUUGGUGUGAUAUUACUGCAAUGGCUGCCUGAUAUUCACUCACAUGAUCUCCAAAUAUGGUUGUCAAAUGAGUUAAAAUGUCUGUGUGGAUGGGGACAUAGAAAUCGUAUGAGUUGUUGUACCAAUGGUAUGGUCGGUACAAUAUUGUCUGUUUUAAAAAGACGGAAACAAAUAGUUCAUAAAGCAGUCAGAAAUUUAAUUAAGUUGCUGGAGUCAUUAGGAACGUACAGUAUUCAAAGCGACGAAAUCAAACAAUUAAUAUCAUUAUUGAGACUGGAUGAUGAAGGUUUACAGAUGCCAUACUGUACUAGAAUAAUGCGAGCAAUAUCAACAAUGGCCAGACGAGACGGAAAGGAUGGUGCAUUACAUUUUUUUGACAUUCAACACAAAUCAGAUGGUAUUGUAUUACCAAGUAUAAAGAAAUGGCCAGGUCCUGGUUACACGUUUCACUGCUGGGUUUGUCUUGAUACAGAACUAGAUUUAUCAGCUUAUCAACUCCCAAAAACUUUAUUAUUCCGUCGUCAGCUAUAUAAUUUUACAGGUUGUCACGGUAACGGAAUAGAAGCUUUUAUAACCCCAGCUAAUGUCCUGGUUUUAGCUGUUUAUAAUAAAAAAGAGUAUUUUACUGUUUCUGUUGAUGAUUUUCCUAUUACAGAUAGUCAUUGGCAUUCCAUAGAUAUAAGUCACACAAGUUCCAGAAGACCAUUCACUCAGAGUCAGAUUGCAGUAUAUAUUGAUGGCCGACAAAAACUCUUGACACAGUUUAAAUUUCCCAAUCUUGCUGAGUCAUUAACUAACAAUAGAAUUGGUUCACCAGGUGGCACUACUGUAGAUGAUCUUUACCUAGAAUCACCUGCUACCACUCCAACAGCCGCUGAACCUAAACUACCCUCAACUUUUAAACGUUUCUUUAACGUGGGUGGCAAGUCAACAUCUGUACAAGCCAAUAUGAAUGGGAUACCAACAGGUUUACAAGAUGAUAUUCUAGGACCAGCUAUUCCACUUCAUGGUCAAAUAGGGUCCAUCUGUAUCUUUCAUGAUGCCAUUUCUCAUAAUCAGGCCAAGAGUUUAUUUUCUUUUGGACCCAAUCACAUGUCAUUGUUUGAUGGAGUAACUGAUCUUCAGGAUUUACCCAAUAAACUAGUCUGCUAUUACAACGCUAAGGCAUGUAAAGAUGAUAUAUGUGUCGAUUUAUCAUAUAACAGACAUCAUGGUCAGUACAGUGGUAAUAAAUGUGUCACUUGGGAUAUCAAGGAUGUUAUAAACUGUAUUGGUGGUGUUCAAGUAUUGUUUCCUCUGUUAGAACAUGUUGAUAAAAUAUUACCUAGUAAACCAGAUACCCCGGAUUCUAAUAAAACUAUCAUGGAUACCUCCACCCAUGAAGAAACAGAUGAAUGGGUCGUUGUUCCUAGUAGUUCUUAUGCUGAUUCUAAACUAGAACAGAAUCAGGUGGCAGCAUUCCUCACCAUGAUUCGGAGCAUACUACACACAAAAAUUGUCAAUCAGGACCAUUUUGUCUUUAAUCAGGGGGCUGCUACUAUUGGUGCUCUUUUACAAAAGGUUGAUCCGAAGCUAAUAGAUGUAAAUGUAUUGAUGGCCGUACAAUUGUUAAAAGAAUCAUUUUUUCAUAAUAAACAGUUACUCUACCAUCUUUAUCAAUAUGUAUUGUUUGACUUUCGAAUCUGGAGUAAGAGUGAUUUCCCUGUCAGAAUUGGUCAUAUCCAAUAUUUAAACACCAUAAUAAAAGAUGAUAGGAAAUAUUUCCGUAAAAAAUAUGGCGUGCAAUAUAUAUUAGAUGUUAUUAAAACAUAUUAUAAUAAUAAAGAAGAAGAUGGUAAAACUAUACGUGUUUCAUUGAUAAAUCUGAUUAAAUAUUAUAUAACUCAUGAUAUCACAGGGGAUGAAUGCUCUCAACUUAUUGCCUUUUUAAUCACUGUUAAAGAAGAAGUUUUGUUAUGUGAAAUGUUAGAUUUGUUUUUAUCUUUGUUAACCAGCCAGAGAAAAUAUGAUCAGUUUUUUUUAAUCAUGUUUGAACCUGAGAUGGCUGAGCUGAUCUAUGUUCUACUGACCUACGAAAAUUACUCUGUUGUUUUUUAUGAAAAAGUUGUUAAAGUUUUAUAUUAUCUGUUAAAAUCUGAUAAAGUUUAUGAGAAGAGUAAAAACAGAUUACGCCUAGCUGAUGUCGGCCAUCUUGGAUUGGUUUCUAUGAUGUCUGAAUAUGAUAUUAAUACUCCAAUGUUUAAAAAAUUUGUAGAGCAGGUUGCUCUCACUGAUUCGCCACAAAGUUACAUGUCAAUCCUAGCAGUGGUAACUUUGAUACAUAAUAGUGGUCUGGAUGUUAAAUUAGAGGCCAGUAGGCAGCUUUUAUCAAUUUUGGUUUCAAAACCAUCUGCUGCUAAACUCAUCGCUAGACAACUUGGUUGGCAGGAAUCGAUCACACGUCUAUUUGGAAUGGAAACAAAGGUGAAACCUCGCGAUGAAAACAAGGACACCCCUCAAUCUCACUCUGUUUUGUCAAAAUUAGAAGAGGAAGUUGACUCGAAUAUGUCAGAUGAUGUAAUAGAUUUAUUGGGGAUGAAAUCAGAUAUCAACAAACAUUGCCAACAGAACGAUAUCAACAGUAUACAGUGUACUUCUACACCAGUGGCUAUAAAUAGUAACAAUUCAAAUCGGCCUAUAGAUCUAGAUGUACAAGAAGUAAAUUUUGAUUUGGAAGAUCUACCAUCAAAAUCUCCUGGUACUCCAAUGUUUUUGGCAGCUCAGCAAUUUGAAGAUCUAAAUUGUUCUGAAGAUGAUCGAUCCACCAUGAGUCGAAGUUCGAGUGCAAGUAUUGAGGAUUUAAGUGCAAUAGGUCAGAGACGGGACCGACAGAAUUCUUUAAGUCAAAGUCGAAGCAGUUUUUCAAUCUACUCAAGUGACAGUAACUCAGAUUUAAAUUUAGCUGCUGCUCCAUCCAGACGUGACUCAAUGAUCCAGUCUGAAAAUGUUCAACGUGCAUUGGAUAAUCUGGGCUUACAGAGAAUUUAUAUUAAAGAUACAAUUGAACAGUCAGAAGAACUCUGUCAAAAUCUUUUAAUUGUUUUAUUGACUUUGAUGUGGAAAGGGGUAGAUAACUCUGAUCCUAAUGCUUGGAAGGAGAGAGGUCAAGUUUUUGCAUCACUAGAUAUUAUAAACUGUAGUCAUGUUUUAGUUCGACCUAAAGAUGAAUUAAAACGUCGUCUGUUGGAGAUGAUGCUUCAUUCCUGUGCUUCUGAUAUCAAUGAUUCAGCCCAAGCUAUGGCCUCCCACACUAUGAAUGCUCUACAACUAAUACAGAUUGUUCAUCAUUUCCUAACAGACGCCGAGGAGGACCCCAGUGACCUGAGAUACAGUGAACGGAUAUUGGAUGAAUCUAUGUCAUUGUUAGAUAUAUUUGGUGUAUGGGAUGUAGAACUAGCUAGUAGGUGGAAAGAAAUGGUCCACCUUGGUCUAAGUAUAUUAUUACAAUGUGCUAAACAUCAUACCCUUGACUUAUGUGCUGUGGCCACGGCUAAACUUCAUAUGUUAGUUCAAACAAAACUUAUCAGUAGCUCUGCUGAAGCUUCUUUUCUGAUUGGUUCUUUAAAUACCAUGAUAUUACAGGCUGUUCGAGAAAAUACAGACAACUAUUCCUUUUUAAUCCCAGUUUUAAAAGCUUUGAUAGACAAAGCUCAUGAUUUGAUGAAUUUAGACAAUUACCUCCCCUCUUUACCAUCGACCAAUCAGAGUCCAACAUUCUUCGAUGAUUUUAAGACAUAUUGCCAAUCUGAAGAGUGGAAAACUUUUAUACAGAAUUAUAUCAAUCCCCAGAUGUCUCAUUUUAUGGAGUUAAGUUUUGAAGAGAACCAGGUAACAGUGGGACAGUAUUGGAUGGAUUGUCACGAGGCCAUGAUGAUCAAUGUCCAUAAACGGAAUCUUGAGAUCGGCAAUAGUCGACUGAAAUUUCAGAGUCAGAUAGUUGAUGUGUUUAGAUUAAAAUCUGCUCAAGAAAUAAAACGAUUUCAUAACGUCACAGCCCAGCUUCGUAAUCAACAUUUAUCUACCUUACGCAAGUGGAGAGCAACUAAACGUUUUUUCACUGGUGAACGGGGAGCAUGGAAGGACAGAACCGAUGAAGAAGUACAUCAUUGGAAACUGUCGAACCAGGAGAAUUUCUCCAGGAUGAAAGUUAAAAUGAUUCAGAAUUAUAAUUUUGAUCCUCAUAUCGGUGCUAGUAGUCAAAGAGAUAACAUAGGGAAGGGUCCAGGUCAGCAUUAUUCAGGUGAUGAAUUCCAGUUUAGGGAGGAAGGGGUCUAUCAAUGUUUUGAUAUGUCAUUUUUCCUCAUCAUUCAAGUCAAAACAGGAUUGACAGAAGCUGAAUAUCAACAAGAGCUACAAAACUUGAAGGUUUCCAAGGAAGCACUGGUAUCCAAGGAAAAUAUAGCAGACGAUGGUUUAGGAGAUGAAGAUUGGAAUGUCAUCAGCUCUUCAAGCACUGCCCAAGAAGAGUUCUCUGGUAAGGAAAAGUUGGUGUUUUCAGAGGAUUGUGACCUUGUGACUCUGGUAGAGGUCAUUAAAGGUCGUUUAGAGGUCACAACAACACAUGUUUAUUUCUUUGACUGCAGUCUCAAUAAAUCAGAAGGUGGAGAAGAUUUUAAGUGGGCCUUAAAUCAACUAAGAGAGAUACAUUUUAGACGUUACAAUCUACGCCGUAGUGCUUUAGAGAUGUUUUUAAUUGAUCAAACUAACUACUUUCUUAAUUUCACCGAGAAGAGAGUUCGUAAUAAAGUCUACAGUAGAAUAUUGAGUCUCCGUCCCAGUAAUUUGAAUUAUUAUGGAACACGAUCACCAGCUGAACUUUUGAGAGCAUCUGGUCUAACUCAGAAAUGGGUGAAUUGUGAGCUGUCUAAUUUUGACUAUUUGAUGCAGUUGAACACGAUAGCUGGUAGAACAUAUAAUGAUCUUAGCCAGUACCCUGUGUUUCCAUGGAUACUGAAAGAUUAUACGUCUGAAAGUUUAGAUUUAAGCAAUGAAAAUAUUUACAGAAAUUUAUCCAAGCCAAUGGGAGCAGUUAAUCCUAAAAAUGAAGCUGAUGUUAUAGAGAAAUAUGAAACAUUUGAAGACCCGAGUGGUACAAUAGAGAAAUUUCAUUAUGGUACUCACUAUUCCAAUGCGGCUGGUGUUAUACAUUAUAUGGUUAGAAUGGAACCCUUCACAACUCUACACAUACAGUUACAGAGUGGCAAGUUUGAUGUAGCUGACAGGCAGUUUCAUUCCAUUCCUGGUAGUUGGCAGUCACCAUGGGACAACCCUAACGAUGUCAAAGAAUUGAUUCCAGAAUUCUUUUACUUGCCAGAAUUUCUGCAAAAUAUUAACGAUUUUGAUUUGGGUAAACUACAGUUAACUAAGGAACAAAUAAACGAUGUUGUUUUACCGAAAUGGGCAGCUACUCCUGAAGAAUUUAUUUAUAAACAUAGACUGGCCUUGGAAUCAGAUUAUGUAUCUAGUAACCUACAUGACUGGAUAGAUCUAAUAUUCGGAUACAAACAAAAAGGUCAGGCUGCAGUGGAUGCUGUCAAUGUUUUUUACUUCUGUACUUAUGAAGGUGCUGUGGACCUGGAUGCUGUGAAAAAUCCUCAAGAAAGAAAAGCUCUGGAAGGGAUGAUCAACAAUUUUGGACAAACGCCAACUCAGUUGUUAAAGGAACCUCAUCCAAAACGUCUAUCAAUAGAAGAAGCCAAUAUUAAAGCCACGAAAUCAUCCAAACCACUUAAUCUGUUUUAUUUUGUUAAAGAUCUCACUACUUUCUUUGUUGAGGUGUCAUCUGAUACAGAUCCUCUUGUCUAUGUCAAUGUACCAAGAAAUCAGGCACGGUCUAUUAUACAACAUGGUACUCCUGAUAGUAUGAUCACAGUGACAGAGAAUGGUAUUAUUGGAAUACAUGGUUGGUUGCCCUAUGAUAAAUCAGUUCCGAAUUAUUAUACCUUUGAUAAAGAUCCAACUUUACAAAGUUCUAAAACUAAGAAACAUAUCAAUGGUGUGUUUGAACCAGGGCUAUCUAUAGAAGCCAAGUUAUUUACUGUAUCACAUGACUGUAAGCUGUUAUUCAGUGCUGGACAUUGGGAUAACAGUCUACAAGUGUAUCAUAUCAAUAAAAAUAAAAAAAUCAACCACAUCACAGGACAUAUCGAUGUAAUAACGUGUUUAGCUUUAGAUUAUUGUGGUAAUCAUUUAAUAACUGGUUCUAGAGACCGAACGUGUAUGAUCUGGGAGAUUCUUCAACAGGGUGGAUUUUGUAACAAUAUUAACAAGAAGCCUGUACAGACUCUGUAUGGCCAUGACAGUGAGGUAACAGUGGUACAUAUUUCAGUUGAAUUGGAUCUUGCUGUUUCUGCUGGAAAGGAUGGUACAGUUAUUAUACAUACAGUACGUAAAGGACAUUAUAUGAGAACGUUACGGCCUCCUUGUGAAGAAAAUUAUACCAUCUCCAUACCGUUAUUAGCGGUAUCAGAUAUAGGUCAAGUGGUACUGUACUCUAGAGAGAUUCAUAAUAAUAAAACUCAGGAGAAGAAUACUCUACAUGUUUAUUCUGUCAAUGGUAAACAUUUGUUCUGUGAGACUCUGACAUGUACACUCGGCCAUUUUGUUUUAACUGGUGAUCAUGUGAUACUGGGAGACAGUAAUGGCCAGGUCACCAUCAAACAGAUAUUUGGGUUGAAGAACAUUACAAGUGUCCAACUACGAAUCCCUGUAACUUGUUUGUCUGUAACCAAUGGCAACAGUCAUAUAUUAGUUUGUUUACAAGAUGGAAAGUUAAUCAUUAUUGGAGUCACAUUUAGUAAUGCUUGUCGAUGGGAUAUGGAACAGAAACCAGAUAUCGGAAGCCCCUUGAGCUACAGCCUGUUCACGCAUCUUAUCAUGUGGCUUACAAAUUUGACGAUAUCUCUCAAAACUGAUUACUACCAAAACGAAAAACGAGCCGACCACACUGACAAAAGACGAAUAGAGGACGAAUUUACACAGAAUUUCUGA
This is a messenger RNA of Lottia gigantea (owl limpet), 8274 nucleotides long. RefSeq lists its product as hypothetical. The transcript has 61 exons. Gene Ontology annotation, cellular component: membrane; cytosol. Gene Ontology annotation, biological process: intracellular protein localization. The coding region runs from base 1 to 8274 and encodes 2757 amino acids. The record is from RefSeq and is a predicted model, not a curated record. Lineage: Eukaryota; Metazoa; Mollusca; Gastropoda; Lottiidae. Gene Ontology annotation, molecular function: protein kinase binding.